AUGGCCAAGGCGUAUGAUAGGAUGGAAUGGCAGUUCCUGAGACGGAUGUUGGAGAAGGGUUAUCUGUGUUAUUGCAAAGAGCGCAAAUGUCUGGCUCAAUACAUGGCUGUAGGGUUGCUAGGGGAGCCCCGCAGAUAUCACAUCUAUUUUUUUGCAGAUGAUAGCCUAUUAUUUUUUAGAGCAGAUGGGGAGGAGGCGGGAGUAAUUAAACAGUGUCUGGGACGAUAUGAGGAGCUCUCAGGACAAAAGGUAAAUUAUCACAAGUCCAGUGUCUGUUUUAGCAAAAAUACCGGUGUGGAUGAUAGGGAAGAGGUGGCGAUUUGCUUGCAGGUAGACCAGGCACCCAAUUUUGGGAAAUAUCUGGGACUACCAUCUUUUGUGGGGAGGAACAAGAGGGCAGUGUUCUCAUAUAUUGAGGAUAAGAUAAAACAGAGAAUAAGCUCAUGGAACAAGAAAUUUCUGACGCAGGCAGGAAAGGAGAUUUUAUUGAAAAGCGUGGCACAAUCUAUGCCUACCUUUUCAAUGAGUGUCUUUUUGAUCCCGGGCUCAGUAUGUUUAUCAAUCCAGAGAACAAUGAACAAGUAUUGGUGGGGCACUGGUAUGGAUAGAGGAAUACACUGGAAAGCCUGGGAUAAGUUAAGCAUCCCAAAGAAAUAUGGAGGAAUGGGAUUCAAAGAUCUCAGGAAUUUUAAUUUAGCAAUGUUGGGAAAACAGGCAUGGCGCCUACUCACAAGUCCAGACACACUUGUUGCAAAAGUCUAUAAGGCAAGGUACUAUCCUAAUACCACUUUUAUUGAUGCCAAAGUAGGAGGAUGCCCGAGCCACUCAUGGAGAAGUAUUAUGGCAGCUCAUGACAUGGUGGUGGCACGGGUGCGCAGGAGGAUAGGGGAUGGUAAAACAACACUGAUUUGGGGACACCCAUGGUUGCCUGAUAAUCCUAGCCCGUUGGUGCAGACUGAUAUGCCUGUAGAGCUCAGGCACGCUAAAGUGGUAGGUUUAAUAGAUGAGCAAACUGCUACCUGGGACCCGCAUAUUUUAGCAGAUUUAUUUGAGGAGGAAGAUGUGAGUAGAAUAUUGAGGAUACCUGUUAGUCCAGGAUAUGAGGACUCAUGGUAUUGGCCUGAUGACCCCAAUGGGAUAUACACAGUUAAAAAUGCCUACAGACACAUUAUGGGAAUUUAUGAUCACUUGCCUGGGAGUUUUGAGAAAUGGACUAAAAUGUGGGGAAUGAAAAUACCCCCAAAAUGGAAGACUUUUUUGUGGAGAGCAGUUUGUGAUAUUCUUCCAACAACUAACAACUUGAUUAUAAAGAGGGUGGAGGUGGAUCCCACAUGCCAAAUGUGUGGGAUAGAGCAUGAGAAUGUUAUGCAUACAUUCAUCAAUUGUGAUUAUUCUAGACAUGUUUGGAAUAUUUCAGGAUUGCCAAUAACAAAUAUUGUUGUCAACUCAUUCCCCGAGUGGCUAACAAUUGUGCUUACAAUGUUCACAGAGGACCAAAGUGCAGCGGUGGUGGCUUUGCUUUAUUGCUUAUGGAGAUGCAGGAAUUCAGCGGUAUGGGACGGCACACUGCCGCGACCUACCACGGCUUGGAGACAGGCCACGGCGGCGCUGCACUCCUACCGGCAGGUGGUGUGCCGUGGCACGGCGGCCCCCACGGUGGCUACGGCGGAUGGCGACACCGACACCACCCCACGGUGCUAUGUGGAUGCGGGGUAUCGGGAGGACACGGGGGAAGCUACGUAUGGUAUUGUGCUGCUGUCUCCGGAGAGAUCUUUUAUUGCGGCAAAAAAUGGGAGACUAUCGAAUUGUUUGUCACCAUUCAUGGCGGAGGCACUGGCAUGCAAGGAAGCUCUAUCCUGGCUUUUGGAGAAGAAUAUAACAACGAGCACUGUUGAGAUGGCCAGUUCAAGUACAAAAUUCGAGGUAUCAAAGUUUGAUGGUAUAGGGAACUUUGGGUUAUGCCGGUCUAGGGUAAAUGAUUUGUUGGCAUAUCAGGGCCUUCUGAAAACCUUGAGGGCGGAAAAUCCAGCAAAUCUGGAAGAGGCUGAUUGGAAGGAGUUGAAGAAGCAGGAAGCUACGGACGUGCUACAUAUGCUAGAUGAGAAAGUGGUGAGGGGCGCUGUAGUGUUGGACAGCGCGGAUAUCAGGCGGGGUCGCGGACCUGGUAUGGGCCAGUAUGGCACUGGCACGGGUCGGGCUUGGCAUGAGUCACGACUGAUAUGGGUUGGGCUUGUCAUGAGACAUGGACCUGUAUGGGCCGGGCUUGGCAUGAGUCACGACUGGUAUGGGCGGACGCUUCAGGAUGAAGCGGUUCAUGAACAUGCACUGGGAACGUUUGAUGCUGCGUUGUGCAUGUUGCUAACUAAUGGCAAUAGCUGGUUAGUGGAGCACUGGGCAAGGCACACGGGUUCAGUGUGA
This is a messenger RNA of Ipomoea nil (Japanese morning glory), 2418 nucleotides long. RefSeq lists its product as uncharacterized. The record is from RefSeq and is a predicted model, not a curated record. Gene Ontology annotation, molecular function: nucleic acid binding; RNA-DNA hybrid ribonuclease activity. The coding region runs from base 1 to 2418 and encodes 805 amino acids. Lineage: Eukaryota; Viridiplantae; Streptophyta; Magnoliopsida; Solanales; Convolvulaceae. The transcript has 4 exons.